Messenger RNA from Tetrahymena thermophila SB210, 387 nucleotides. RefSeq lists its product as hypothetical. The transcript has a single exon. NCBI's taxonomy places the organism in Eukaryota, Ciliophora, Oligohymenophorea, Hymenostomatida, Tetrahymenidae. The record is from RefSeq and is a predicted model, not a curated record.
AUGAAGAAUUUAUAAAACAAACUAUUGAUAAAUUAAAUUCUAGGCAGCAUUAAUAACUUAAAGAAAUUAAUUAAAUUAAUUUUAACAAUAAAUAUGUUAAAAAAGAAAUUAUAAAGAUUUUUGCAAGGAAAGAUCUCAUUAAAAUUUAAAAAGAUAAGUUUAAACAAAAAGAGUAGGACUUUAGCUUCUUAUUUUUAAAAAUUUAUUUUAAUUUAAAUGAUCCCAGCUUCUAAUUUAAAGUGUUAUCUAAAGAUGAGAUUUUGGUCUUCUUUUAGAUAUUAAAAUACAAGAAUGAUCUUAGAAAUAAUUUAGAUUAAAUGGAACAAUUAAUUUUUUUGCUUUUAUCAAAUAUCUUACUUAUGUAAUAUAAAUAGAUUAAAAGUCUGA